This is a messenger RNA of Vittaforma corneae ATCC 50505, 1029 nucleotides long. RefSeq lists its product as uncharacterized. The record is from RefSeq and is a predicted model, not a curated record. Gene Ontology annotation, cellular component: cytosol. Gene Ontology annotation, molecular function: monosaccharide binding; carbohydrate derivative binding; glucose-6-phosphate isomerase activity. The annotation marks the transcript as partial. The transcript has a single exon. Gene Ontology annotation, biological process: glycolytic process; gluconeogenesis; glucose 6-phosphate metabolic process. NCBI's taxonomy places the organism in Eukaryota, Fungi, Microsporidia, Nosematidae.
GUGAGGGUUUUUAAGAAAAUUGAUGUUGAAAGAACCUUGUUUAUUGUUGUCAGCAAAACGUUUACUACGGUUGAGACCAUGGAGAACUUUAAGCUUGCAUUGGGGCUUAUGAAAAGCAGGCUGAAUGGCAGGUUCAGUGAGGAGGAAAUAUGCAACAAGCACUUUGUAGCUGUCAGCUCCAACGUUCCUGAAACAUCCAAAUACGGCAUCCAAACGGUAUUUAAAAUGUGGGACUUUGUUGGAGGGCGGUACUCUCUUUGGUCGGCUGUCGGGCUUUCGAUUAGUCUUUACAUUGGGUUCGACAACUACGCUGGGCUGCUUAAGGGAGCCUCGCAGGCAGACAAGAACUUCUUUACCCGCAAGUUGGACUCAGUCUCUUUCAGAAUGGCCGUCAAUGAGCUAUUUUACAUUUCCCGAGGAUUCAACAACAAGUGUCUGGUAUGCUAUGACAGCUACCUUGAGCUGCUGUACAAGUAUCUACAGCAGGCAGAAAUGGAAUCCAAUGGCAAGCACGGAUGCAAGCAAAUGAUCAUCUGGGGCGGUGUCGGCACCGAUGUCCAGCACUCGUUUUUCCAGCUUCUCCACCAAGGAGAGCAGAACAUCUAUCUUGAGCUGCUGUGUCCCGUCAAAAAUAUCAGUGAAGAAGAAACAGACAGGUCAGUUGUUGAAAACAUGGACAUGAUCAAGCGCCACCAUCUGCUACUGGCGACAUCCUGCCUUGCCCAAAGCAGAAGCAUGCUUGUUGGCAAAGAGUCUGAAGACGCCAAUCAUUACUUUGCAGGCGAUAAGCCGAGUGUGACAAUUCUGUAUUCAAAGCUAGCACCAGAAGUACUUGGGGCAGUUCUUGCGGUCUAUGAGCACAAGAUAUUUGUAGUGGGAACAUAUUUCAACAUAAAUUCGUUUGACCAGUUUGGAGUUGAGCUUGGCAAGGCCUUGACGAAGGAGCUAAUGGGAGAGCUUAGUGGAGAGGCACCAACCAAUCCAGAUGCAUCUACGUCCAAGCUUCUCAGUUUCAUGAAGAAAAAUUAA